Messenger RNA from Drosophila albomicans, 2190 nucleotides. RefSeq lists its product as uncharacterized. The record is from RefSeq and is a predicted model, not a curated record. The transcript has 4 exons. Lineage: Eukaryota; Metazoa; Arthropoda; Insecta; Diptera; Drosophilidae. Bases 1 to 2190 code for a protein of 729 amino acids.
AUGAAUUUGGUUGUGGUUUCGUUCCUGAUAUGCGCACAUGCCCCAACGGAGGAAAAGGACGAUGCCACCAAUGACGCUUUCUAUGCGGAGCUCGACCGGGCUUAUGGUCGCUGUCCUUCCCAUGACAUUAAAAUUCUUCUCGGGGAUUUUAAUGCCAAGGUAGGACGAGAAGACAUCUUUGGUGCCACCGUCGGGCGAUUUAGUCUACAUGAGACCACCUCGAGCAAUGGUCUCAGAUUAAUAGGUUUUGCAGCUGCGCAUAAUAUGGUAGUUCGUAGGACUGGAUUCCGUCAUUUGGACAUCCAUAAGGCAGCUUGGCUCUCUCCCGAUCGACUGACUAGAAAUCAGAUCGAUCAUGUUGUGAUGAUGUGGCACGCAUCUAAUAUACUCGACGUGCGAUCCUGUCGGGGUCCCAACAUCGACUCCGACUAUUAUCUUGUUGCAGCUAAGAUUCGCACAUGGCUAUGUGUGGCGAAGAUUGCACGUCGAAGUGCGUUAAGAAGGCUGGACAUCGGAAAGCUGCAAUCACAACAGGCGAAGAAUGCAUUCUCCACUCACGUCUCGGGGCUAUUAAGCCGAGCGCCUUUAAUACCUGAAGACAUAAGCGACAUGUGGGCGCUCAUAUCUCACUCCCUGCGAGCUUCGGCAGACGAAGUGCUUGGAUUCCAGCGUCCUCUAACAAGGAAUCCAUCAGGAAUACGCAAGAAGAAAGAGCAGGAAAGGCGAGAGUGUGAGAGCAGCAGAUGCAGGAAUGAAGCACGUAACUUCUACCAGAGGGUCAAGCGCCUGACCCAAGGAUUUAAGACUGGUGGAGUGGCGUGCAGGGACGAUGAUGGAAAUCUUGUCACAGAAGCAGAGGUCGUGCUGAGGUUAUGGAGGGAUCACUUCUCGAGUCUGUUAUCUGGCUCAAGCACAGACUCUGAAGACUAUGAUCCACGAAACCCAAUCUAUGGCACUGAUAUUGAAGUGCCAAUCCCAAGUCAUAUCGAAGUCAAGGAUGCAAUCCAACGGCUUAAAAACAACAAGUCUGCAGGUGCUGACGGCCUGCCGGCAGAAUUGUUUAAGGCAGCUGGUGAUAUGUUAGUAGGGAGCAUGCACCAACUAAUCAGUAAGAUAUGGCUCACGGAGAGCAUGCCCGAAGAUUGGAACCUCAGCAUGAUCUGUCCCAUCCUGAAGAAGGUGCAGUUCAGGCCUGGCAAGUCCACUGUUGACCAGAUUUUCACCUUGCGCCAAAUCCUGGAGAAGUCUUACGAAAACCAGAUCGACACGUACCAUCUCUUCGUCGACUACAAAGACGCAUUUGAUAGCCCCCGGCGAGAUCGCCUAUAUGCCGCCAUGUCUGAGCUUGGUAUACCAGCAAAGCUGACUAGACUUUACAGAAUGACAUUGAGCAACACCAUCAGCUCUGUCAAGGUAGGAAGUGGCCAAUCCGAGACCUUUACUACCAAGUGUGGCCUCAGACAAGGUGACUCGCUGUCUUGUAUACUCUUCAAUAUUUUAAUGGAGAGUAUUAUAAGAAAGGCUGGUGUGCAUCGGACGGGCACGAUAUUAACCAACAGAUGUGUCCAGCUCCUUGGUUACGCUGAUGAUAUUGAUAUCAUUGGCCGCACCAAGCGUGAUGUCACAGGAGCCUUCAUGGCUAUUAAAGAGGAAUCAGCAAAAGUAGGACUAGCAGUGAAUAUGGAGAAAACAAAGUUUAUGGUGUGCUCUAGCAGAGAAUCGCGGCGUCUUGAUUCUCAGCUGACUGCAGAGAACUAUAGCUUUGGGUCCGUCAAGGAGUUUAUCUACCUAGGCACUGCUAUAACAAGCACAAAUGAUGUCAGUCUGGAGAUUAGGCGGAGAAUAACACUUGCCAACAGGUGUUACUUUGGGCUCAGUAGGCAGUUCAAUAGUAGAGCUCUCUCUCGACGCACAAAAACCACACUCUACAAGACGCUCAUUCUUCCAGUACUCCUAUAUGGUGCGGAGUGUUGGACAGUGACGCUGUCAGAUGCAGCUGCUCUUGGAGUGUUCGAGAGGAAAAUUCUUCGCAAAAUCUUUGGUCCAAUCUGCGUGGACGAUGUUUAUCGCAUCAGAUACAACCACGAGCUGUAUGAGCUGUACGGUGAUGUUGACGUAGCCAGUCGAGUGAAAUCUCAAAGACUUCGCUGGCUGGCCACAUUGCCCGUAUGGAGGUGUUUGAUGCGGUGA